Thermothelomyces thermophilus ATCC 42464 is the source of this 636-nucleotide messenger RNA. RefSeq lists its product as uncharacterized. The record is from RefSeq and is a predicted model, not a curated record. Bases 67 to 627 code for a protein of 186 amino acids. The transcript is spliced from 2 exons. Lineage: Eukaryota; Fungi; Ascomycota; Sordariomycetes; Sordariales; Chaetomiaceae.
CGGCCCUCGUUCUCCACGCUCAGGAGACGUCGCCGCUCAACGACUGUUCCCCACAGUCGCGCGAUAAUGCAGUUGAACAAAGAACGCCAGCGAAAAGUCCGCAACGCAUUGCAUAGGUCGCUUCCUCGAGAAGAUACGCCAGAGCACGCGCUAUGGACGCGCAAUCAACAAUUGUCUCCGCUUCUCCGCCUACCGCCCGAGCUCCGCAACCGAAUCUUCGAACUCGUCCUCAACGUCGGCCAGAUCAACGUGUGCUUCAAGAGAUGGGAACACAGGCUGCGGAUCAAACCCGGAAAUCCCGGGCAUCGGUACUACGAGACGAUCGAGGGCGGUUUCUAUUGCCGCAUCCUCGAGAGGAACCAGAACCCGUGGAAAGCCCAUCGUGAUGGACCCCCACCGCGUCGUGGCAUGACGCUGCUAUCCCCCGUCUGCCGCCAACUUUACCACGAAACAGCCCUGCUGCCCUUCCGCCUCAACGCCUGGUCGUUCGAGUCGUUGCGAGUACUGGACCGCUUCGUCAUGAAGGAAAAGAGGCUACCGCGGCCGCAGCGCCGCGCCAUCCGGCUGCUCUAUACCCAGACCGUCCUCCCACGCCCGUGGAGAGGUACUUUGGUGCCCUGGAGGUGAUCGUACUCG